Molecule: messenger RNA, 237 nt
Organism: Amoebophrya sp. A120
Lineage: Eukaryota; Dinophyceae; Syndiniales; Amoebophryaceae
Source: the annotation of a GenBank genome assembly
GUCGGCCGCGACCAACGAGCGCCUGGAGCAAAUGCUCGCCUUCCUUGUCGUCGCCCUGCUCGGGGCCGUGGCGGUGUUGGUACUGGGCCUGCUGUACGCGACUUUCGUUCUCUACUGUCUCCCGGACGUGACCUCGGAAAACAGCUUCCGCAUUCACAUCGUCUCCUUCCUGAUUGUUUUGCCCACCUUCCUGCUCGGGGUGGGCCGUUUUUUCGAUCGGUUUUACCAGCCGCAUGG